UCACAAACCUAUUUCUCAGGAGGAGCGCUACUUGGAGGUACAACUAAGGCUGAUUACGGUUUGCUGAGGACCAGCCUGGCUGAGAUGUCACGUGGCGUGGCUUAGAGGUGAUGAGAAACAAAACAGCCUGCAAUCUUUAGAAACUUGGAUGCUUUUACCAGGAUUCCUGGAGGAUUGAUUUUGUUCAGUCUGAAAUGACCAGCCUGAAUUUACUUCUCUGGAUGUGUGUACUCAUUUUAACAACAACAUCAGGCUCCUUGUGGUGUGUUUCAUCAAUGAUGAUUUAAGAAAUGGUUGGAAAUUCUUUUUUUUCCCCCUGUUUAAACUGCCAUUCACCCACAAUGUGAGCAAUCAUUUCCACUCGCCUUAUCUGCAGUUUUAUGAGCACCUUGCGCACGAUUGCAGUGGCAGCACGACUCCAAGACUAAACUGAAGAUAUAAAAAUGCUGCUUUGGAAUUCUGCAGGUGUCGAGGAUCUGCUAGGGAACAGCAGUGACAAUGGGAUGUGGAAUGUGGAACAGGUCCUUGUCCCGAUAUUUGAUGUUCUGAUCCUGGUAUUGGGUGUAGGGGGACACACCAUGGUCAUGGUGAUCCUGUGUAGCAGGAGCAGGAGGCGGAUGGGUCAGUCAGGAACAGGUACGGACGUCCUCCUGCUGGCCCUGAGCUUUGCAGAUCUUCUUCUUCUCUCCACGCUUCCUUUCCACACGACCGCCAUCGCCAUGCAGCAUUGGCCUUUCGGGGACUCCCUGUGUCGUCUGGCUGGCUUUUUGGGAUCGGCCUGCACCUCGGCCAGCGCCUUCACGCUGUCCACCCUGGCGGUGUCGCGCUACAUGACGGUAGUGCACCCCGCCAGAACUUUCCGGUGCCUCUCUCCACGCCAGGUAGCCAUCACGGCUGCGCUUCUUUGGGUCCCGGCCUGCUGCCUGGCGACACCUCAGCUGGUGUUUCGUUUUGUGGGAAACCCUCCAAAUAACCCAGAUGGCCUUGCUUGCUUUGCUUUCCUGUACCACAGAGAUGAGCUCAUUUAUGGAUUGAUUCAUUUCCUUGUGGCUUUCUUGCUCCCCCUAGUCACAAUUGCCAUCGCGUAUGGGAACAUCUACUUGUUCCUGUGGAGGACCCGGAAUGCUGUUCAAACUCCACAAGUGGAACGUUACCAGAGCAAGGUAACCCAGACGUCAGUAAUACUGGUUGUGGCGUUUACUCUGUGCUGGCUGCCUUCCUACGGCCUGACGCUGGCCUUGCUAUCUGACAAAAGCUCAGGGGCCACUGGCACCUCACCACGUUACGGUCCGUUCAGCGUGUUUGCACGACUCACGGCGAUCGCUUCAACAGUGUUAAACCCCAUCCUCUAUGUGCUCAUCUCCCAAAGGUUCAGACAGGAUCUGCUGAGGCUUUUUAAGAGGGAAGGGCAGAAAGCCAGUAGGGGCGGGGCUGCCUGAUUGACAGUAAUUACUCAGCGCAAAACCUGGAUGCACAAACACUGGGCUGAUCCACAUUACUGCGAAUUACAAUUAAUCAUUUGAAAGACAUUUGAAAGGAAUGGGUACUCGAGAGUAUUACACAACAAGUUGUGAAGAAUGUCGCUCCUUUAUGGGAAUAUAGACAACCUUGAUUUGGUCAUGCAAUCAUGCAUAUGAGUUAUUAAACACAUACCCCCAAAAAAUUUGAGAUUAUGUAAAAUAGGCUGUUUUUUGUCUCUGUUUGUGUUCAAGUCUUUUUCCAAAAGGAUAUAUUCUAUCCAACAUUUACAAAUAUAACAGUGCUAACAUUUGAUUUACUCUGUCAGUAGGUUUCAAAGCUGAGCAAUACUAGCAUUGUAAAGGCAGAAUUAAUUUAAGCACCUCUUGUAUUGGAAGUACCUCAAAUUGCAGCUUCAAGUGCAGAUACAAAGCGGGGGUAAUUUCAGAUGAAAAUAUAUUAAAAUUAAAACAAAAUUGAGGAAAGACUACAGAAUUACAGGCCAUACAUCAAUUGUGAAAAGGAAAUAAGAUGUAGAUAUGGCAGGAAAUUAAAUUAGAUAGAAAUUGAGUGUUCAACAACCCUCAG
Messenger RNA from Phyllopteryx taeniolatus (common seadragon), 2046 nucleotides. Its product is annotated as galanin receptor type 2. Bases 444 to 1439 code for a protein of 331 amino acids. NCBI's taxonomy places the organism in Eukaryota, Metazoa, Chordata, Actinopteri, Syngnathiformes, Syngnathidae. The record is from RefSeq and is a predicted model, not a curated record. Gene Ontology annotation, molecular function: G protein-coupled receptor activity. Gene Ontology annotation, cellular component: membrane. Gene Ontology annotation, biological process: immune response; G protein-coupled receptor signaling pathway. The transcript has a single exon.